Messenger RNA from Contarinia nasturtii (swede midge), 2734 nucleotides. RefSeq lists its product as uncharacterized. Gene Ontology annotation, molecular function: protein binding. The transcript has 6 exons. The coding region runs from base 1 to 1098 and encodes 365 amino acids. Lineage: Eukaryota; Metazoa; Arthropoda; Insecta; Diptera; Cecidomyiidae. The record is from RefSeq and is a predicted model, not a curated record.
AUGACAACUAAUGAGCCGCCUAAAGUACAUAUGACGCCAUUUUUUGUUUUUUUUUUUUCAGUACUUUCGGUAUGUUCGUCGGUCAUAAAAUUCAACGAAUAUCUAACAGACGCUGGAAAUAAUAUAUCAAUCCCGUGCUUGGCCCGCGGUUCCAUCAUGUGGGUAAAAGAAGAAUGCAAUGAAACAAAAGAAUUUGUGCGCGGUUCGGAUUUACGAAUCUACAAUAUACAACCGAGCGAUGCUGGCACAUACGUUUGCCUUGUCAGUCCCGAUGAAUCGGAAUUAACGCGAGUGGGAGAUGAUGACGAUUCAAAUGAAAAAAUAACGGAUAAUAGUUUUCUUGAGGGCUUAACGAUUGUGCUUAAGGUGCGAUCGGUACCCGGUCCAGUUAGUAAAUUUAGCGUUCGAUUAUCAACAAUUAUAGGCAUUUUAAUGUGGGAAUAUCCAUCAAAUCGUUCCGGUGGUUAUCCGGUCAAAAGUUUCACCGCAGAAUUUCGCAAAUAUUUUGACGUAGAUGAAUCAAAUAUAACGACACAACUGUGGCAUCGAUUAGACCCACAAAAUAUUCCAUCGAAUGUGCGUUAUUUUGAGGUGUAUCAUUUGAUUCCGAAUACAACUUACGAAUUCCGUUUGUGGGCAAACAAUUUUUUGGGCUCCGGGGAAGCUGUCACAAUCUCUGCGACCACAUUGAGUCAAUUAAGCGAUGCAAAUAUUUUGAAUAUAAUUUUAAAAGAUGUUAAAGAUUUCGAUCCGACAGUUUGGAUGUAUGCCGUCACAUUAAGCGUAAGCGCAUUGGUUGUGUUAGGUCUCACGUUGUGUAUAUUAUUGCUGCGCGAUCAUUAUCUCGAAAUGGAGGAAAAACGUUUGCGAGAAGAAGAUGAAUGGGAAACAAUUGGUAUAAUACCAAACAUAAUAUUGAAUCCUGGUUUCUUGGAGCCCGAAGAUCCCAACGAUCCAUCACCACCAUACACGCGAACCAUUAUCUUUGGCGAAGAUGUACUGAGUACAAGUGAAAGUGGCAGCGAAGAAGAGGAGCCAAUAUCGUUCAAACGGAAAUUUUCCUUAUUUUUCACCGGCGACACGAUCAAACGUCUUUAGAUAUAUUUCUUUUUUAUUCGAAACAAUCGAAUAAUGCAAUUUUCUAUUGGGCGUGCUUGAUGACAUCCAAGUUCCUCCAAUAAUGAACGUGAAGCAGAACAGUACAAAUUGCCAUAGGGACUCAGUAAAGGGAUAAGAAUUGAUUUAAAAUAAAUAGUCAAUGUGAAGGUACAAAAUACGACUGGCUCAAGCUCAAGUGAUAGAAAAAUGGAUGUGUGAUCCGAGUAGAAUAUGGUGUGAAUUGCAUGACAGGAACCCACCUUAAAACAAAAAAAAAAUAGAGUAAAUGAUAUGUGAAUGCAAAUUAAAGCGAAUAAAUAUCGAAUUGUUAUUGCGAUGCUGUUAAAACAAGUUUAAAAUAAAAUUAUCAAUAAACAAUUAGACUCUUUACUAGCCAACAUCAUCAAAUACAAAAUGCAAUAAAGUGAUCGAUGGAGGCAGAUACAGAAAAAUUGCUAUAUUCGAAAAAUAAUAAUAAUAUUAUACUAUAGCUUACGAUUAACUAGAAAUAAAUGUCAAAAACGAUCAAUUGCAUCUUUACAUACAUACAUACAUACUCGAAGCAAUCAAUAAGAUCCAGACAGAAAAGAGUCGAAUUUGAUGCGAUUUUGCUAUAUAAAAACCAAAGAAUAGGGAAAUUUAUAAUAAAUAUAUUCCAUUUGCUUAUUAAAUUUUUUGUAAUUUACAGCACGAAGCACGAACUAUAAUUGCCUCACAAAGCCACAUACAUAUAUUAUGGUAGCGUCAUUGACGAUUGAAAUACAGAUUCAAUGAUUUACAUUUUAAAAGUUGCUUUGAAUUUUUAUGGAUUAAACAUAAUGGAAAUUUCAAACCAACAACAAAGAUAUUGUGAUAAGAAAUGCAUUUCAUAAAUUAAAUCGAAUUAGCUUCACGGCGGAAUGAGUCAAUUAAGAAUGAAUUCACUUUUCAUCAUGUGGCCAAUGAAAUGUGUAGACGAAAUUUAUGAUAUUCAAAUUAAUUGUCUCUGUGAUAUGCACUUUGGCUUCUUUUAGUUGACAAUUUGAACAAUACAAAUUGGCAUUAGGAAUACUUCUCUGUUUUUUCGGAACGAAGGUUAGUGAACUAUAUAUAGUUCUUUAGAGCAAUUUGUGAAGAAAAUGUCUUGCGUUGACUUUAUUUCUCACGCCGUUUUACAAACAUUUCAAAUUUCUUUUAAAAUUGUUGGUGCCUAAUAUUUUGCUUCUUCCAAUUUUUUGUUGAGAUUGUUUGAAUUAUACUAAUGUAGAGGUCAUAGAAUGCACUUAUUAUGAAUUGAUUGCCUCACACUCAAUCAUAUUGAUUAUUAUAGAAUUUAAAAAAAUACAAUAAUAAAUCGCAAAAAGCUAAACUAAUUAGAUCAUUUUACAAUAGCCUUUUAGAUACAAAAAAAUGAUAAAAAAAUCAAUAAACUAUACUAAACUAUACUAUUUAUAGAGAAUCAACUAUGCUUGAAAAACAGGAAACGACGCAAAAUGUUCACGCAUAAGUCGAUUUUAAAUGCGCGCUAAAUUUUCAUUUUGUUUGGUUAAUCGUGGAUUUUCAAGUCGAACACCACUUUUGUUCGAUGUAAAGAAAAUAUAUGCCUUAACAUUUUCGUCACGCAACGAGUUUUUGGUUUGAUUCGUUUUUUUUUUUU